AGUAUAGUCUGUAUCAUAUAGCAUCAGAUAAUAAAAUAUAAUAACAAUACAACUAAAUGAAUGAGAGUCCUUGAACGUCAUCUGUUUGCGUCUGAUUUAGCCUUACUUCCUUCACAAAAGUGAAAGUAUAGGCGAAGUUAUUUCCAAGAUCACCUUGGCGAGUGCAGCGUUUGUCGAUCUGACAAAUAGGCUUAGAUCUUUGUUUUAAUCCUUCAUAAAGAGUGAAAGCAUCUCGGUGAGAUCUUUAGCAUCAUCUCUUUAUCGCAGCGACCGCGAUGGACUUAAUGCUUCUGGUUGGGCCGUUUAUUCUCGCUGUCUACAGCGUCACCGGACGGUCUGUUGGGAUUAUUUCCCAAAAAACAGUUAAAGUCGUAGCCGGACAUGACGCCAUUCUGCCAUGCCACCUGAAGCCCCCAUUCAAUGAGACCACUUUGAUGGUGCAGUGGAAACGUGAUGGGAAACAAGUUCACUUAUAUCGAAGUAAGGCUGACAGUCUGGAUGAUCAGGACAAGAACUUCAGAAAAAGGACAUCUCUCUUCCGGGAUAAAAUGGACAAAGGAAACUGUUCACUAAAACUGACCAACGUAACUGAAGAGGAUGCUGGAAAUUACACCUGCCAUGUUCGUUUUAAAAACGAAUCCGGCUCAAAUAAAGUCAGUGUAUACAACGUUACCCUCAUUGUUGACACAGAGUCAAAGCAAAAGCCAGAUCCAAACAUAAGUGGCGAAAACCCGGUACCAGUUAUUGGCAUAUUAGGAGCUAUAUUUGUUGGUUUAUUUGUGAUUGCUGCUGUCAUUGUCUGUGUCAAAUGGAAGCCAUGUGGAAACAACAAGCCAGAGCCAGAGCCAAAAACAGAUAACGGUACGACUGGAAAACGAUCCCGGGGAGGACGCAGAAGGCGAAGAAACAACAAAAACAGUACUUCUGACAACAUGCAAAGCACCAGUGAAGCUAGUCCUUGAGUAUAACUACUACCAAAAAAAAAGAAAGUAUAUUCUAUUGAAAUAAUACAAUCAAACACAGAGUGUAGUGGCAAUCUGACCACAAAAAAGGCCACUGGAAGGAAUUUGAAACCAUUUCCAACGCUUGCUGGUGCUAAUAAUGAGGUCCGUCAUCGUCUUAAGGUUAAUCCUUUAUUUUAUAAAUGCAUUUAAAAACGCCUACAAAAGGACUGACUGUGCAAGAUUAACAACGAGAGAUCUAAAAACAUCACUCGCACACAGCGGAGGUUGAAAAACUGUGUAGCCUCCCAGAUCCUAAUUCCUCCAUCUCCUUCUCACCUGUGAUUCCCUUUCUAACCUCUGAUUGGCACACAUACACACAGGUACGCAGGUGAUGUAGCGAACAAACCAUUCACACAAACCUACCACACACACACACACACACACACACACACACACACACACGUCUAAAUUGGCUACAACACAGAGCAUUUCACUAAUUUUUGUGAUGAACACUAAAUGGCAUUGUUGGAAAUGGGUUGGGAACCACUGCUCUAAUUAAGUAAUUUCACUCAAUUAGGCGCACAGCUCCCUGGUAAACUAUUAUUCUGGUGUCAGCAUUUCUCUCUUAAAAAGCUACAUAAGAGUUAAAGCCUCUGAACACAGGUGUUUUCAGAUAUUCUGGCUGAUUAAACUCUGCUAAGGUUGAAGGUGGGCCAGAGAUUUGAUGGGAACUUAUUAGGUGAUAAAUUCUUCGGCCCUAACAGGUGCAACAGCACUAACAGGGGACUCAGGAAGAUGUCAGUCGCUCAGUCUAACCACACCCACACAGUCCUGGGAAGAAGCCCAGACCCUUCCAUUUCCCUUCGUUUGUGCCCUUCGCUUACACGCAAAACGGCGAUUUCGCCGCUCGUUAAUUCGAGAUUUUUGAGAUCUUCGUUUGCACGUUUGCGUGUAAACGGAGACAAACGGAGGUUUAGGCGGCCGAGAGAG
Molecule: messenger RNA, 1934 nt
Organism: Perca flavescens (yellow perch)
Lineage: Eukaryota; Metazoa; Chordata; Actinopteri; Perciformes; Percidae
Product: V-set domain containing T-cell activation inhibitor 1-like
Exons: 6
Coding region: 276-962 (228 amino acids)
Source: RefSeq, a predicted model, not a curated record